AUGAAGUUUCUUAGCGACUACAGAGCUCCAGACUAUACAUUUGAUUUCGUAAGUCUCUUAAUCACAACGCCCCAGUUUCCUACUCGUUUUCUCCAGUCAGUUCCUCUUGUGCUGGAUGGAUCGAAUUUGAAGCUCGUCUAUGUCAAAAUCAAUGGCCUAGAGGCCCAAGAUGUGGAGCUCACGUCGUCCAACCUCACACUUCUUGCGCCUCCCAAGAAUCCGUUCAGACUGGAAAUUGUUACAGAGAUUUAUCCUUUGCAAAAGCUCAACAACGAUGAGUGUGAGAGCGCGGGCUUUAGCAAAAUCACGUUUUACCAGGUCUGGAAUAUAAUUUGUAAAGUUGCCAGGACGAUAUCUAACAAAAUUUCUCAGGAUCGUCCCGAUGUUUUGGCCAAGUUCACUAAUAAUGACAAGCAUUACAGCGUUUGGUCAGAUCCGUUUCCAAAACCGUGCUAUCUUUUCGCGCUGGUGGCCGGCAAGUUUGAGGCUCGACAGGACAAAUUCACGACUCGCUCCGGACAACUUGUCAAGCUAAACAUUUGGUCACCCUCCGAGGACGUUGCAAAGACUGAAUUUGCAAUGGCGGUGCUAAAAUCCGCAAUGAAAUGGGACGAGGAUGGGUGCCAUGGAAAACAAAAGCUUAAAUGUACUUCACACUUUUGGUCAAUUCCUUUCUCCUCCUUACAAAGCCAUGCCUCCAGAGUGACUUGCAGGGACUGGUUCCAGAUAUCUCUCAAGGAAGGCCUUACAGACUUUAGAGAGCUCGAGUUUCUCUCCGACAUGGGAUGCCGAUCCGUGCGAACUAUUGCAGCGGCGAGUUCGUUGCGAAAGCGUCAAUUCCAAGAGGUUGACAACUUAUACACAGCAACAUGCGAAGAUUUUUACCAGGCUAUGUGUGAUGCCAACUUGGACGACCUCUCAUCCUUUAUGCUAUGGCAGGAAACAGCUCCAACACCAGGACAAGCUGAUAAAAGUCCUCUACUGAUUCCUCUAGCCGUGGGUCUACUAAACAGCCAAGGACGAGAUAUUCCUUUGUCAAGGGUUCUAGUCGAUGGUAUUGAAUCGUCUCCAACAGUUGAGCAUAACGAGAGUACUGGCGCAAUAACAGCUCUUCUUCGGGUAGAACAGGUAAUCUUCGUGGAAAAAACCUAUUAUCAGCAUGCAAGAUUGUUUUCGUUUCAAGGUGGGAUGCUGGCCAAAGGAUUGCCAAAAGAGUUUGUCGCUCUUGUGAUCACUCUACCAGAUGAUAAGGAGCUUCUGGAGAUGACCGAAGUUGCAGAUCCGGACGCUUGCCACUUUGUCCGACGUUUUUUGAUAAAAUGUUUGGCUACAGAGCUCAAACAAGACUUCAUGCGAGUGAGUUUUGCAGAUUAUCUUGCAUCUCUAAAUGAUCAAGAAACACUAGAACUGGCAUGCGAAGAGCUUGACAACGCCACAAACUUGACUGAUCUUUUGGGAGCUUUGUCGGCAAUCUCUCAAAAUCCUGGACAGGAGCGAGAGAAAAUCCUGGCAUCUUUUUACGAGAAAUGGAAACACGAGCGCCUGGUUUCUGCUCUUUUGGGAGGCUUCUUUAGCUGCAUUGUCAACUUCCAUGCCAAGGAUGGAUCUGGUUAUGAGUUCAUGGCCGACUUUGUGAUCGAAGUUGGAAAGUUCCAUCCCAAGCAAAUUUGUGGAGGUUUGAUGCCAAGCGACAAACGCUGGCCAAGGUAA
Selaginella moellendorffii is the source of this 1710-nucleotide messenger RNA. Its product is annotated as puromycin-sensitive aminopeptidase. Gene Ontology annotation, cellular component: chloroplast. The coding region runs from base 1 to 1710 and encodes 569 amino acids. NCBI's taxonomy places the organism in Eukaryota, Viridiplantae, Streptophyta, Lycopodiopsida, Selaginellales, Selaginellaceae. The transcript has 14 exons. Gene Ontology annotation, molecular function: zinc ion binding. The record is from RefSeq and is a predicted model, not a curated record.